UUCUUAUCCUCUUUUCUCUGUCUUGUCGCAGAUUUGGAGGUGAUCUGAGUUUAGUGUUCGCCCUACUAACAAAAAUUAUAUUCGUUUGUUGGCAUUGAAUAUUGGAUAGUGGGCUUGGGAUGGAGAGCGCAAUCUAAAGGCUAAAACAUGCUGUCAGAUGAUGCAAUUCUCCCCGGAUUUGGAUCCCUUUCUCUUAGCGAUAACCCUACGGGUUGGGGUCCAACAGAUAUACCAGAAGAGUUUAGAAACAUGCCUUUUCAACCAUUUUCAAAGGAUACUCGCUUAGGCAGAGUUGCAGAUUGGUCAGGAAAUAUUUUUCAAGAUAUGAAAAACAAAGGUUUCACAUAGACUUUACUCUUUAAAAUUUUUAGGUCGCUAUGUCACUCAGUCUGUGGGUUCACAGUACGCUUACUACCAUGAUGAGGACGACAGCAAUUUCCAACUAGUUUCUUCCGUUCGCGAGACGAAAACUCCCGCUAUUCGUCAAAGAUAUAGAUUUCCUAUGCGUGGCCGCCGUGGUUUGGGUGGUCCAGGUUCAGGAUAUUCUUGGGCAGGAGGCCGGUCAGGAUAUCAGAUGAUUGGAAACCAGGGUGGAGUAGUAAACCGUAAGCUACGCAGUGCAUCAGACAGAGAACGUAUGAUGUUACAACAGAACAGACGGUGGCAACACUGGGGCCCCCAAGGUGUUGGGCAGCGACGAGGGGGGACUCAAGGUUGGAGAUCCAAUGCAGGCGCUUGGGGCUCUAAUAUUGAUCGCAGGCAGGCCCACAGGGCAGUGCGUGACGCAUCUAUUCAAAUUAAGGAUAAUUGGACGAUGUUGGAAGAGCUAGAUUUCGCUAGACUUGCAAAGUUGGCACUACCUAACGUAAAGGAGCCCAUUGACAAGGUUAAUUGUGGAGAAAUGGAGUAUUAUGACAAAUCAUAUGAUCGCGUUAGCACGCGAAACGAACGUCCUCUUGUAAGAGUAAAUCGGGUUCUCCAUACAGUUACAACCUCCAGAGACCCAGUAAUUCACCGUUUAGCUAGCGACUCCGUUGGCAAAGUUUAUUGCACAGAUACGAUUGCUGCCAUGAUUAUGUGUUGCACUCGUUCGGUGUAUCCUUGGGAUCUCAUUGUACAACGCAUACAAGACCGUUUGUUCUUUGAUAAGCGCGAAGAUACUGAAUCUGAUUUUGUAAGUGUAUGUGAAACUGCAACAGAACCACCUAAUGAAGAACCUGGUCAUAUUAAUUCACCCCAGCGUUUGGCAUUAGAAGCUACUUUUAUAAAUACCAAUUUAUCUCAACAAAUGCUACUGAUGGGUGGUAAAACAUAUUCGUUCCCUGAAGAAAAUCCUUUCAAAGAUGAUGAAGAGGAGGAUGAGGAUAGUCCAAAUCCAUCUCAAAACAAAAAUCACGAAGGUGGUAAAGAAGAAUUAGGUUCUGUAGGAUAUCGAUAUCGCAUAUUUGAUUUGGGAAAUGAUGUUCAAAUGGUUAUUCGUUGCGAAGUCAAUGGUGUACUUCAACCGACUAAUGAUGAUCAGCCAGCCAGUCCACAAUUCGUAUGUAUACGCGCAUUAAAUGAAUUUGAUUCACGUUAUUGUGGUGGUGUCGAUUGGCGUACUAAACUUGAUACUCAACGGGGGGCUGUUUUGGCCGCUGAGAUAAAGAAUAAUGCCUUUAAAUUAGCUGGAUGGACUGUCUGUAGUAUAUUGUCAGGUGCGGAUCAAUUAAAAUUAGGAUUUGUAUCUCGCGUCAAUCCCCGUGACUCAUCUCGUCAUGUCAUAUUGGGCACACAACAGUUCAAACCAUCGGAGUUCGCCAAUCAGCUGAAUUUAAAUAUGGAUAAUGCUUGGGGUAUUCUGCGAUGUGUUGUUGAUUUCUUCAUGAAAAUGCCUGAAGGCAAAUAUCUAAUGUUAAAGGAUCCUAAUAAGCCUGUACUUCGCAUAUACUCUGUACCUCAAGAUGCUUCUGAUUCAGAUGAAAGCGAAGAUGGUAUAAGUGAAGAAGAAGCAGUUAUCGUUGAACAACAAAACUCUGAACCAAGUAAGACGGAAGUAAAUAACAUGUCAGGACAUAGUCAAGACGGUAUAGAGGGUCAGUUUAAAAAUACUGAAUCUGUCACUCAGUUAAGGACGACUGAGCCUACUGAAUCGUAACGCAUAUGUUUGACAAGUAUAUCCGAAAUAAUUAUUUAUUUAUAAUUGCGCUUAAAAUUUUAUUCCAUUACCGAACAUGUUAUUUUCAAUUUGGUGUUUUAUUAUAUAUAUAAGCAUUACGCGUAAAUUUCUGUUACUUAGUUGCGAUAAUCCAUGAACUGCUCAGAAUGGUUUCUUUUUAUUUUAAUGUACAACUUUCUAUUCAAACCGAGCGGACCAUAUUCUCUCAAUUUGUGCGACGGUCUUUCCUAUUCGUCAUUUGUGCCCACUUGAACCAAGCAGUCACAAAUCAGAAUACGUUGUUACUGACUGACUGACUGAUACGAUUUAAGACUAAAUAAACACUAAAACGAUAUAGUU
Messenger RNA from Schistosoma bovis, 2497 nucleotides. NCBI's taxonomy places the organism in Eukaryota, Metazoa, Platyhelminthes, Trematoda, Strigeidida, Schistosomatidae. The record is from the annotation of a GenBank genome assembly.